Messenger RNA from Strongylus vulgaris, 105 nucleotides. The record is from the annotation of a GenBank genome assembly. NCBI's taxonomy places the organism in Eukaryota, Metazoa, Nematoda, Chromadorea, Rhabditida, Strongylidae.
AUGUCCAACGAAAGUUUCCCUCACUUUGGAACAGCCGCAAUCCAUGUUGGUCAGGAGCCAGAGCAAUGGGAUAUGAAUCAGGGUUAUUUGUCGUUUCGGUUGUGA